CAAGGCCGGAGAGCCCUGGGAACAGACUGGGCACCGGGCCAAUCCCAGCGGGGCGCACGACAGAGCACGGAGUGAGGGAGAGAGUGACCUUGGGAUGGGGACCUGCAGGCAGCCGGAGUUCCAGUGAGAAGAGGAGAGAGCAUUUCAGGAGAUCGCUGAAGAUGGCAGAAGCUCACCAAGCCGUGGCCUUCCAGUUCACGGUCACUCCAGAUGGGAUCGACCUGCGGCUGAGCCAUGAGGCCCUUAAGCAAAUCUAUCUGUCUGGACUUCAUUCCUGGAAAAAGAAGUUUAUCAGAUUCAAGAAUGGCAUCAUCACUGGCGUGUACCCCGCGAGCCCCUCCAGCUGGCUCAUCGUGGUGGUGGGCGUGAUCUCAACGAUGUACGCCAAGAUCGACCCCUCGCUGGGGAUAAUUGCAAAAAUCAGUCGGACCCUCGACAAGACUGGCUACAUGUCCAGCCAGACCAAGAACGUGGUCAGCGGCGUCCUCUUCGGCACGGGCCUGUGGGUGUCCCUCAUCGUCACGAUGCGCUACUCCCUGAAGUUCCUGCUGUCCUACCACGGCUGGAUGUUUGCCGAGCACGGCAAAUUGAGCCGCGCCACCAAAGUCUGGAUGGGCAUGGUCAAGGUCUUCUCAGGCCGAAAACCCAUGUUGUACAGCUUCCAGACGUCUCUGCCGCGUCUGCCGGUCCCAGCCGUGAAAGACACCAUGAACAGGUACCUGGAAUCGGUGAGACCUCUGAUGAAGGAAGCUGACUUUAAGCGGAUGACGGCUCUCGCAGAAGAUUUUGCUGUCAACCUCGGGCCAAAAUUACAGUGGUAUUUGAAGUUGAAGUCCUGGUGGGCUACCAAUUAUGUGAGCGACUGGUGGGAGGAAUACAUCUACCUGCGAAGCCGGGGCCCGCUGAUGGUGAACAGCAACUACUACGCCAUGGAUUUGCUCUACGUCUUACCGACUCACAUUCAGGCAGCGAGAGCGGGCAACGCCAUCCACGCCAUCCUGCUGUAUAGACGCAAACUGGACCGGGAGGAAAUCAAACCAAUUCUCCUUUUGGGAUCCACCGUCCCGCUCUGCUCCGCUCAGUGGGAGCGAAUGUUCAACACGUCCCGGAUCCCAGGGGAAGAAACCGACACCAUCCAGCACAUAAGGGACAGCAAGCACAUCGUCGUGUUCCAUAAAGGGCGCUACUUCAAGGUCUGGCUCUACCAUGACGGCCGGCUGCUGAAGCCCCGAGAGAUCGAGCAGCAAAUACAGAGGAUUUUGGAUGACCCUUCGGAGCCUCAGGCCGGGGAGGCGAAACUGGCGGCCCUCACUGCGGGAGAAAGGGUGCCCUGGGCCAAGUGUCGCCAAACCUAUUUUGGACGUGGGAAAAACAAGCAGUCUCUCGAUGCUGUGGAAAAGGCAGCAUUCUUCGUGACAUUGGAUGAAACGGAGCAGGGAUAUAAGAAGGAGGAUCCGGAUACAUCAAUGGAUAGCUACGCCAAGUCUCUGCUGCAUGGCAAGUGUUUUGACAGGUGGUUUGACAAGUCGUUCACAUUUAUUGUCUUCAAAAACGGGAAGAUGGGCCUGAAUGCCGAGCACUCCUGGGCCGACGCACCCAUCAUGGGCCACUUUUGGGAGUAUGUCUUGGCCACUGACAGCUUUCAGCUGGGUUAUUUGGAGGAUGGACAUUGUAAAGGUGACACCAACCCAAACAUUCCGUGCCCCGCCCGGCUCCAGUGGGACAUCCCGGAGGAAUGUCAAGAGGUGAUAGAGACUGCCCUGAACAGUGCAAACCUUUUGGCCGAUGAUGUGGAUUUCCAUUCUUUUCCGUUCGACACUUUCGGCAAAGGGCUGAUCAAGAAAUGCCGGACGAGCCCGGAUGCUUUUGUGCAGCUGGCUCUCCAGCUGGCUCAUUACCGGGACAUGGGCAAAUUUUGCCUCACGUACGAGGCCUCCAUGACCCGGCUCUACCGAGAGGGGAGGACGGAGACCGUGCGUUCGUGCACCACUGAGUCGUGCAACUUCGUGCUCGCCAUGAUGGACCCCACCCAGACGGUUGAACGGAGGCUUAGAUUAUUCAGGAUGGCCUCCAACAAGCACCAGCACCUAUAUCGUCUCGCGAUGACCGGCUCUGGGAUCGACCGCCAUCUCUUCUGCCUUUAUGUGGUGUCCAAGUAUCUGGCUGUCGAGUCCCCUUUCCUGAAGGAAGUCUUAUCUGAGCCUUGGAGAUUGUCAACCAGCCAGACCCCUCAGCAGCAGGUGGAGCUGUUUGAUUUGCAGAGAAACCCAGAAUACGUGUCCAGCGGAGGGGGCUUUGGACCGGUUGCUGACGAUGGUUACGGCGUGUCGUACAUUUUGGUGGGCGAGAACCUCAUCAAUUUCCACAUAUCUUCCAAGUUCUCCAGCCCUGAGACAGAUUCUCAUCGCUUCGGGAGGCACCUGAAACGAGCAAUGACUGACAUCCUCGCUCUGUUCAGCUUCAGCUCCAAUUCCAAAAAGUGACCCCGCGAGAGCUGCCGCGACGGAACCUGAACUCUUCUGAUAAAAACCAAAUGACAAAUAGCUGUGAGUCCUGAUUGUAGUUCAGGAUGAAAAAUUGCUCUAAAAAUCUCAGACGUUUUCCUGCCAUCAAGGGUGUGGUGUUUUUUUUGUUUGUUUUUUGUUUUUUUUUCCUAGAACAGCAGACUGUCCACCACGGGAAGCAUAACCCUCCUCCUUCCAGGUGGGUCCAAACUUUGGAACAUUUGAUUAAGUGCUCCCGAAAGUCUUCGCAUCAACUGGGGUUUAUUAAGGGAUAAAAAUAUUGUUGAGCUCAUUAAAGUAUUACGGGGGUUGUGACUUCACACGUGUUGGAAAUGGAACUGUCAUACUUCCUUGGUGGUGACCGAAUACCUGGUACUCACGGGCAUUUAAUUUUAUCAGCAUAGUAUGAACUAUUUUGUUCAGAGGAAAGCGUUGAGUCUGAGAUGUUAACAGAUAAUAGCUGCUGCCCAUGUAACACGCUAACAGGACGUUGUGCUUUGGAAAACCGUUUCUGUCACCAUGGGUAACUGUUCUCAUCUGGCCGUGUGUGUUUGCCUCUCCAUGUCUGCCACGUCUUUUAGUUUUCCUGACCUCGCUAGCCUUCAAAACCCAGUGCCUUAAAAACGGAAGGCCCUAAAAUGGAAGGGAGACCGUAUGAAAGAUUUAUUUUUGGGGAAGCCUUUAGGUAGAAUUGUGGGCGUUUUGCUCCCUUCUCAAUUUCCUGAGGGAAUAACCCCAAAUAGGCAUUUUCCUGUGGCUUCCCCCACCCCUAGAAAGACCAGUUCUAUGAGGGCAGUUCUGCUGGCUCCCUGCCCCCCCAUCAGACUGUGGGGUCAGAAAUGGGGAACAAGGAGGAAAUGAUGGUCAAAUAUUAUGUGUCUGGAACAUUCCCUGGAGAAUAAAAUACAAUAUGUGCCUCAGGUGUACUGCCUACCCAAACUGACAACAAGGAGAGCGUUGACAUUUGCCCCUGAGAAAAGAACAAAACUUGAGAAAAGGGAAGGGGGACCUCAAAAUGGUCAGGGAGUGCAGCUUCUAAUCCCACCUGGUGAGAGGAGACCCACUGUUUCCAGAAGCGAUGGGGGUGGAUGGAAACAGUGCACUGGGUCAUCUCAGUGACCAAGUAAAGUGUCACAGGUGAGGGCUGCUGGGUUUGACACAGCCUACCCUUCAGAUGGGAGUGCCUUAUCGAAAGAGGGUGAGGGACCAAAAAGCAGUUAUGCACUGAAUCGUCUUCAGUAUUUAAUGUAAAAAUAAAGGAUCAUGGAGUGAAAUACGCACUGUCUCUGGGCUGUAACAACAAGCUUAGCUGUCCAUUUAAAAGUUGUGUAUUUAUUUUUUUGACCACUUUGUCCGAGUCGGGCUUGCCUCCGUGACAGUUCUGCACUCCGGUGAUACAAGACAGGGCUGGGCUGUUGGAGAAGAAAGAAGGUGCUUGCCAUGAGCGCGUGCAUAUUUUAUUUAUGUCUGUGUUGUAAUGUAAAAACCCCACCCGAAUGGGCCAAAUUUUUUUUCUCUCUUAAAAGCUAGAAGAAAUGAAAACAGGCAUAAAUAAAUAACAGCCACAGUAACAAUAUCUCCUGUUCAUCUGUGGUGCCUAGGAGCCCAGGAAGUGUGGGGGGAACAGCCCACUAUGCCUCAGGCAGGCGUGGCUUCCAACCCAAGCCCCAUCAAUCACUGUCAGAGCCACCUAAAUCAUGCAUGAUUGACCACUGAUCGGUCUGUAUUACCUAGUGUUCAAGUGUACACGUGUUAGCACUCAAACAUAUUUGGGCUUAUCUCUCAGGUUUUCAACGUUUCAAAUGUAAUUGUUGCUAAUCAGUGCAGUUGUCAAUGCAAUUUUUAUAUUCCUUAAAAGAAGGGAGAGUGGGUUUUUACUGUACAUGUUGAAAGGAAGAGGUAAGAGUAUUAUGUAUUUAAUUUAAUUUGGAACAAACCAGGAUGUCAACGGAGCUGUGGUUUGAAUUUGUUAUCCUGGACUGUCCAUUGCAUGUAAAUACAAUAUGCUCUUUUGGAUGUAAAUCUUAGAAAUGCAGUAUGAAUGUUACCAUUAAUAAAACCAUUAAUCCCAGUCUGCCACA
Hipposideros armiger (great roundleaf bat) is the source of this 4585-nucleotide messenger RNA. It is a transcript of the gene CPT1A, whose product is annotated as carnitine palmitoyltransferase 1A. Gene Ontology annotation, molecular function: carnitine O-palmitoyltransferase activity. The transcript is spliced from 19 exons. Gene Ontology annotation, cellular component: mitochondrion. The record is from RefSeq and is a predicted model, not a curated record. The coding region runs from base 162 to 2483 and encodes 773 amino acids. Gene Ontology annotation, biological process: carnitine metabolic process; fatty acid metabolic process. Lineage: Eukaryota; Metazoa; Chordata; Mammalia; Chiroptera; Hipposideridae.